UAUAACAAAGUCAACAAUUAUGGCUGUAGGUGAUAAUUUUUACUAAAAAUGGAAAGAGUGCAAAUAACUUGGGACGCCCAAAAAGGAAAUAAGUACAAGUAGUCUGGGACGGAUUGAGUAUUUCGUUUUCGUUUUAAAUAAACGAAAUAAAGUUGAUAACUCAUCCCACUAAAUAAUCAAAACAAUGAGUAUAAAAUUUGGAAAAAUGUGAAAUCUCUUCAUAUUUACUUAAAUUUGCUUUAUUUUUGCCUUGCACUGGCGCGUGGGUUCAAAAUAAUUUGCACGUAAAAUUACUCUAAUUUCAUGUCAUUAGCGACGAGCGAAGUAGUGUGGUGGGAGGAAUCUCCCUUUUUUAUUUUCAUCUUCUAAUUUUGAUUUUACUCCUCCCCAAAAUCUCGGCGCUCAAUUCUCUCAUUGUAUUCUCUCAGUUUCGAUUUUACAGAAGAAUUUAUGUCAUUUGGAUUUUGUUUCAAGAAUAGGAGUGAAGAGUUAGUGUUGGGCGUUUGGGAGUGAAGUGGUUCGCGGAAAUACGACCAUGCAAAGGGUGAGGUUGUUGAAUUGGGUUGAUUGGUGUCACUGGUAUUCCUUAAGAGGUUUCAAUUGAACUUGGUGCAAUACGCUAGCUUGUGUUGAGAGCUUUGUUCACAAAAUUUGGGGAUCAUGGAUGCAAAUGUACCUGGAGGAGAUAUUUCUGAUGUUGAUUGGACUUCUUCUGAUGAGGAGUCAGAAACUCACUUGGAAGCAGUUACAUCACCACAGCCAACUCGUACUGAAACUAUUGUUGGCAAUGAGGAGGCAAGCUCAUCAAAUGCCACCCGUUCCAAGUUGAUUGUUCAAUUUGUAGGAAUGGGGUUUUCAGAGAAAUUGGUCUUAAAAGCCAUUGAUGAAAAUGGAGAAGGAGAUCCAGAUUCUAUACUCAAUUUGAUCUUAACAUUCUCGACACUUGAAGAGUCUCCACCACAACAGCUGAGCGCAAAUUCUGAUCCAUGUUCUUCUGAUUACAUUGAGAUCUUUCCAUAUGAUCUUUCAGAUAUGGACAGCUGGUCCGAAGAUGAAGCAGAAGACUGCUUGAAGGACAAUGGUGCUUAUAAAUCAGAGAAGCACAAGAUGUUGUUGUCUUUGGCAGAAUCUGGAUCGUUGUCAGAGAAAGAGACAAAAUUGCUUGCCUUAGCAAACAUGGGAUACGCUCUCGAAGAUGCGGAAAUUGCUCUGGAACGAUCUGGGCCAGAAACCUCAGUUGAUGGUUUGAUUGAGUUUAUAUGUGUUGCUCAAAUGGCUAGAGAACAAGACUGUUACUUGCCUGAAGACGAUCUCAAGGCAAAGCAUAUUCUUAAUGGGAGUAGUAAGAGCAAGAAGAGGAAACUCUUUGACAUGAAGAAGAAGGUCAUGGAGGAGUCAAUACGCCUGCCUAAUCCAAUGAUAGGAUAUGGUGUUCCUUCCAUGCAGCCACCAGAACGGGUGCAUCGUUCCUUGCCAGAAGAAUCAAGAGGCCCCCCAUACUUCUACUAUGAGAAUGUUGCCCUUACACCAAAGGGGGUUUGGGACACCAUCUCAAGGUUCCUCUAUGACAUUGAGCCAGAGUUUGUUGACUCAAAGUUCUUCUCGGCCUGUGCAAGAAAGAGAGGGUAUAUUCAUAAUCUGCCCAUUGAGAACAGGUUUCCCCUCAUACCUCUCCCACCCCUUACCAUCCAGCAGGCUUUUCCCUUAUCAAAAAGGUGGUGGCCCACUUGGGAUCCAAGAGACAAGCUGAACUGCAUCCAGACUGUUAUAGCGAGUGCUAAACUGACUGAGAGGAUCCGCACUGUGCUGGAGAGGCAUGAAGGUGAUGAUGACCCACCAGAGGCUGUCCAGCGCUACGUUAUGGAGCAGUGCAGAAAGUGGAACUUGGUUUGGGUGGGAAGGAACAAAGCUGCCCCUCUAGAGCCUGAUGAAGUGGAAAUGCUCUUGGGCUUCCCAAAGAACCACACGAGGGGUGGUGGGAUUAGUAGAACAGACAGAUAUAAGUCUCUUGGAAAUUCCUUUCAGGUCGACACUGUGGCUUAUCAUCUGUCUGUGCUCAAAGAUAUGUAUCCUCACGGCAUCAACAUGCUAUCCCUCUUCUCUGGCAUCGGUGGAGCAGAAGUGGCACUGCACCGACUUGGCAUCAAAUUGAACAAUGUUGUCUCUAUUGAGAAAUCAAAAGCAAAUAGAGACAUAGUAAGAAGUUGGUGGGAGCAGACCAAUCAGACAGGUAGCCUGAUUGAUUUUGACGAUGUGCAGCUGUUUGACGCCGCCAGAGCUGAACAGAUCAUUAGUAGCAUCGGCGGUUUCGAUCUGGUGGUCGGUGGAAGCCCAUGCAACAAUCUGGCAGGAAGCAACAGAGUCAGCCGAGAUGGUCUGGAGGGUAAAGAGUCGUCUUUGUUUUAUGAUUAUUUUCGUAUAUUAGAUUUAAUCAAGUGUAUUAUGGGCAGCAAUAGGGCAGUCUAGAUGUAAAAAUAGGGCAGAAAUUAGAUGGUUCUACACUUUUAUGCAAUAAUUUGGGAGAAUGCUACAAUUUGUUUUCCCUUUGUAAUGAAUGCGGCGAGCAAAUGAACAUGAAUCAAUCAAUAUUAUUCACAUUGGAACAAGGAGUUAUUUUGAGUUUAA
Salvia splendens (bonfire salvia) is the source of this 2625-nucleotide messenger RNA. RefSeq names its product DNA (cytosine-5)-methyltransferase DRM2. Bases 661 to 2466 code for a protein of 601 amino acids. The transcript is spliced from 12 exons. Lineage: Eukaryota; Viridiplantae; Streptophyta; Magnoliopsida; Lamiales; Lamiaceae. The record is from RefSeq and is a predicted model, not a curated record. Gene Ontology annotation, molecular function: DNA (cytosine-5-)-methyltransferase activity. Gene Ontology annotation, cellular component: nucleus.